AUGAAGCUUGAUAUAACCAAGGCCUAUGACAUGGUAGAGUGGAGCUUUAUUGAGGACAUGCUCACCCAGCUAGGAUUCCCUACUCAUUUCAUUGAGAUGGUGAUGACGUGCAUUACCACUCCUGCCUAUUCGUUACUAAUUAAUGGUAAUCCUACUCCUCUUAUUCUACCAAAAAGAGGCCUCAGACAAGGUGACCCACUUUCUCCUCUUUUGUUCACCCUCUGUAUGGAAUAUGGGACUAGAAUUCUUCAGCAAGUGGCUACCAUCCCUGGCUUUAAAUUCCACCCAAGAUGCAAAGCUCUCAGAUUGAAUAACCUUUGGUUUGCAGAUGAUAUGUUACUCUUUUGUAGUGGUGAUGUUGACUCCAUUGCCAUGAUGAUCAGUGGUCUUAAGCUCUUCUCAGAGACCACAGGCUUGCAGGUUAGUGCGGAAAAGUCAGAAAUUUAUCUUGCAGGUAUGACAACUUUGGAACGGGAGACGAUUGCUAAGUUUUCUGGUUUUAGGAUAGGUAAGCUUCCUUUCACUUACCUUGGGGUUCCAAUGGACACCAAGAAGAUCACUCCUAGGGAGUGUGAAGUCCUUAUUGACAAAAUGUGUAAGAGGAUCAAGCUAUGGAGCUCUCGAAACCUUUCUUACAGUGGUAGACUGCAAUUGGUAAAUUCUAUCCUUAUUUCUAUCUGUACGUAUUGGACUCAGAUUUUCAUACUUCCGAAAACAGUCAUCACAAGAAUAAAUAGUGUGUGUCAACAUUUUCUUUGGCAUGGAGUUAGUGAUAGUUCUAAACAUGGGAAUAUUACUUGGGAAAAUCUAUGUCAUCCAAAAAAGGAAGGGGGUCUGAAUAUUAGGAAUCUCUGGUUAUGGAACAAGGCAGCUAUUGGUAAACAAAUUUGGUCCAUUUGCCAAAAGAAGGAUAAUUUAUGGGUCAAAUGGGUUCAUGCGGUGUAUAUUAAAGAGCAACAAUGGGAGGAUCAUAGGCCUCCCACCACAGCGAGCUGGGUAUGGAAAGGGUUAUGUAAAUUACGUGAAGAAAUCAUCUCCAUUGUUCACCAGCAGCCCAGCACGCAUUAUAGCAUCAAAGGUGUGUAUAAUCAGCUACAACCUACUGGAAUCAACGUCCCCUGGAGCAGACCUAUUUGGUGCAGGUUUUCUGUGCCUAAACAUCGCUUCAUCCUAUGGUUAACUGUGAGAAGAAGACUGUUCACGAGAGACAGACUUCUUAAUUUUAGUUUGGUGGAUGAUGCUACUUGUGUACUUUGCAAAACUGAUAUUGAAACUCAUGAUCACUUGUUCUUUAAUUGCCUUUAUAGCGCCGUGAUUCUGAAACAGGUUAUGCAGUGGCUCGGCUGUAACUUCCAAUCCCACUCGUUACAACACCUUCUACAAAAAGGAUGGAACAUAAAGGGAGACAGAUUGAAGAAGCUUACGGUAAUGGUGGCUAUUGCAGCCACGGUGUAUGCAAUCUGGAAGCUCAGGAAUGAUAUAACCUGGAGGCACAAAAAUGCAGCAACCGCAACACAGAUGAUUGAUCAUAUCAAGUGGAUCAAUAAUAAUAAUAAUAAUAAUACUAACAAUAAUAAUAAUAAUAAUAAUAAUAAUAAUAAUAAUAAUAAUAAUAAUAAUAAUAAUAAUAAUAAUAAUAAUAAUAAUAGUAAUAAUAGUAAUAAUAGUAAUAAUAAUAAUAAUAAUAAUAAUAAUAAUAAUAAUAAUAAUAAUAAUAAUAAUAAUAAUAAUAAUAAUAAUAAUAAUAAUAAUAAUAAUAAUAAUAAUAAAAAUAAUAAUAAUAAUAAUAAUAAUAAUAAUAAUAAUACUAAAAAAAGUAAUAAAAGUAAUAAUAGUAAUAAUAAUAAUAAUAAUAAUAAUAAUAAUAAUAGUAAAAAUAAUAAUAAUAAUAAUAAUAAUAAUAAUAAUAAUAAUAAUAAUAAUAAUAGUAAUAAUAGUAUUAAUAAAAAUAGUAAUAAUAAUAAUAAUAAUAAUAAUAAUAAUAAUAAUAAUAAUAAUAAUAAUAAUAAUAAUAAUAGUAAUAAUAGUAAUAAUAAUAAUUAUAAUAAUAACAAUAAUAAUAAUAAUAAUAAUAAUAAUAAUAAUAAUAAUAAUAAUAAUAAUAAUAAUAAUAAUAGUAAUAGUAAUCAAAGUAAUAAUAGUAAUAAUAAUAAUAAUAAUAAUAAUAAUAAUAAUAAUAAUAAUAAUAAUAAUAAUAAUAAUAAUAAUAAUAAUAAUAAUAAUAAUAAUAAAAGUAAUAAUAGUAAUAAUAGUAAUAAUAAUAAUAAUAGUAAUAAUAAUAAUAAUAAUAAUAAUAAUAAUAAUAAUAAUAAUAAUAAUAAUAAUAAUAAUAAUAAUAAUAAUAAUAAUAAAAGUAAUAAUAGUAAUAAUAAUAAUAAUAAUAAUAAUAAUAAUAAUAAUAAUAAUAAUAAUAAUAAUAAUAAUAAUAAUAAUAAUAAUAAUAAUAAUAAUAAUAAUAAUAAUAAUAGAAAUAAUAAUAAUAAUAAUAAUAAAUAUAACAAUAGUAAUAAUAAUAAUUAUAAUAAUAACAAUAAUAAUAAUAAUAAUAAUAAUAAUAAUAAUAAUAAUAAUAAUAAUAAUAAUAAUAAUAAUAAUAAUAAUAAUAAUAAUAAUAAUAAUAAUAAUAGUAAAAAUAAUAAUAAUAAUAAUAAUAAUAAUAAUAAUAAUAAUAAUAAUAAUAAUAAUAAUAAUAAUAAUAAUAAUAAUAAUAGUAAUAAUAACACUAAUAAUAAUAAUAAUAAUAAUAAUAAUAAUAAUAAUAAUAAUAAUAAUAAUAAUAAUAAUAAAAAUAAUAAUAAUAGUAAUAAUAAAAAUAAUAGUAAUAAUAGUAAUAAUAAUAAUAAUAAUAAUAAUAACAAUAAUAAUAAUAAUAAUAAUAAUAAUAAUAAUAAUAAUAAUAAUAAUAAUAAUAAUAAUAAUAAAAAUAAUAAUAAUAAUAAUAAUACUAAAAAAAGUAAUAAUAGUAAUAAUAGUAAUAAUAGUAAUAAUAAUAAUAAUAAUAAUAAUAAUAAUAAUAAUAAUAAUAAUAAUAAUAAUAAUAAUAAUAAUAAUAAUAAUAAUAAUAAUAAUAAUAGUAAAAAUAAUAAUAAUAAUAAUAAUAAUAAUAAUAAUAAUAAUAAUAAUAAUAAUAAUAAUAAUAAUAAUAGUAAUAAUAGUAAUAAUAGUAGUAAUAAUAAUAAUAAUAAUAAUAGUAAUAAUAGUAAUAAUAAUAAUAAUAAUAAUAAUAAUAAUAAUAAUAAUAAUAAUAAUAAUAAUAAUAAUAAUAAUAAUAAUAAUAACAAUAAUAACAAUAAUAAUAAUAAUAAUAACAAUAAUAAUAAUAAUAAUAAUAAUAAUAAUAAUAAUAAUAAUAAUAAUAAUAAUAAUAAUAAUAAUAAUAGUAAUAGUAAUCAAAGUAAUAAUAGUAAUAAUAGUAAUAAU
Molecule: messenger RNA, 3420 nt
Organism: Amaranthus tricolor (Joseph's coat)
Lineage: Eukaryota; Viridiplantae; Streptophyta; Magnoliopsida; Caryophyllales; Amaranthaceae
Exons: 3
Source: RefSeq, a predicted model, not a curated record